AUGUCAGAAGAAACGAUUAACGCAUUAAAUACAACGAUUUCAACAGAAAACGAAGCCGAUCUACAGUUAAGCAAUUCUGAAGCCGAAGAUUCAAAUUUAGAUCCAAGCAAAGAAUUCGAUAAACAUGAUUCCCAGCAUGGUACCAUGGCAGUUAUUCUUUUAGCUGCUUUAUUUGGGUUUCAGUUGUUGAUACUUUAUUGGAAGUCAAAACAUUAUCGGUCUUUUCAAGCAGUCACUUUGUUUGGAUUAUGGUUAAUACCGAUGUAUCUGUUUGGACUUCAAGCACAUUUUUGGAGAUUUUUGUCAAUUUGGGUCUUAUAUUCAAUUGCUAAUUCAUGGGUUUUGAGUAGGGAUUUUGUAGAAAUUUGUACGGAUAGAAUGGCAUCGACACUUGGAUAUUAUAAUAAGGAUGGGUUUCCAAGAAAACAUUUAAGAGCAAAUAUAUGUGCAAUAUGUGGUGUUGCCGCUACUGGGACUAACAAUAAUACAAAUAAUAAUGAAAAUGGCGAUCAAGACCACAAGGUAUUUCAGUUGGCCUGUAGACAUGUUUUUCACGAUGAUUGUAUACGUGGUUGGUGUUUAAUAGGAAAAAAGGAUAUUUGCCCUUACUGUAAGGAAAAGGUUGAUUUAAAGGAGUUCAAAACAAAUCCAUGGGACACUCAGCAGCAACUUUAUCUAAGUUUACUUGAUGGUGUAAGAUAUUUAGUUGUUUGGCAACCUGUAAUUUUUGCAUUUGUACAAUUAGCUUAUCAUAUAUUUGGUUUAGAAUAG
Molecule: messenger RNA, 771 nt
Organism: Funneliformis geosporum
Lineage: Eukaryota; Fungi; Glomeromycota; Glomeromycetes; Glomerales; Glomeraceae
Source: the annotation of a GenBank genome assembly